Molecule: messenger RNA, 1506 nt
Organism: Fusarium verticillioides 7600
Lineage: Eukaryota; Fungi; Ascomycota; Sordariomycetes; Hypocreales; Nectriaceae
Exons: 1
Coding region: 1-1506 (501 amino acids)
Molecular function (GO): hydrolase activity, hydrolyzing O-glycosyl compounds
Source: RefSeq, a predicted model, not a curated record
AUGGAGCAUCCUGAGCUCUACGACAUUGCUGACAGACUUGGCAUCAUGAUCAUCGCUGGCUGGGAGUGCUGCGAUCGGUGGGAGGCUUGGCCCUACAACGAUGACAUUUCCCAGAAUCCUCCCCAAAGAUGGUCUGAGGUUGACUACGAGACCGCCAACGCUUCCAUAAGGCACGAGGCGGCCAUGAUGCAAACUCACCCAAGUAUGAUCGCCUUCCUCGUGGGUAGCGACUAUUGGCCCGAUGACCGGGCCACAGCGAUAUACCUUGAAGGCUUACAUGAUGCUGGGUGGCAAGUCCCCGUCAUCUCCUCGGCUGCGAAGCGUGGUUAUCCAAAGGCCCUUGGCCCCUCCGGAAUGAAGAUGGAGGGGCCUUAUGAUUGGGUUCCGCCCGUCUAUUGGUUCGAUAGAGAACCAACAGACAACAGGUCCGGAUCCUCUUUUGGGUUCGGAAGUGAGCUAGGCGCUGGCGUCGGGACGCCUACUAAAGGAAGUCUCACCAGGUUUCUGACGGACAAAGACAUGGAGGACUUGUGGAAGAAGCCAAAUAAGGGCCUUUAUCACAUGUCACAGAAUACCUCGCAGUUCUAUGAUCGGUCGAUUUACAACAAGGCGCUGUAUGCUCGGUACGGCAAGCCUACAUCUCUAGACGACUACCUGAUGAAGGCACAGAUGAUGGACUACGAAGCAACACGUUCUGAGUUCGAGGGUUGGGCAAGCCAAUGGAGCGCUUCACGUCCAGCCACUGGUCUGAUCUACUGGAUGCUGAAUAACGCCUGGCCGAGUCUCCAUUGGAACCAAUUUGACUACUAUCUUCACCCUGCUGGAUCGUACUUUGGCACCAAGAUUGCCAAUGGAGUGGAACAUGUAGCCUUCGAUUACUUCAGGAGCUUUAUCUGGACCAUCAACCAGUCCCUUGAUCAAUCGGGUCCGCGCUCAGUUCAUGUCGACUUAGUGGAUCUGAAGGGGAACUAUAUUUCUCAUCAGAAGCUUCACUAUACCACAGAGCCUAAUAAAUCUCAGAGGAUCGGCGAUAUCAGUAGCUCCAUCAAGAGGAUUACGGAAGUUGGCGUGCUUCGCCUGCUCUUGGUUGACGAUGAUACCGAAAAGGUGCUCAGUCGCAACGCGUACUGGCUAUCCAAACAAAAGGAUCUAGUAGACUGGACCACCACGUCAUGGUAUUCUGUCGACGUUAAACAGUCCGCCAACUUCACUGCGCUGAACACGAUGGAACAAGCGGCCAUUGCAGCGUCAGCGUCCAGCAACAAGACUUCUGGGGUUUGGAAGCUUCGGAUUGAGAAUAAUGCUACAGUCCCCGCAGUAUUCAUCCAGCUCAACCUGGUAGGUAAGCACGGCAAAGACGUAACUCCGUUGACCUGGUCGGACAACUAUUUCACUCUGCUUCCACGAGAGUCGAUUGAAGUCGAACUCACCGACUGGUCAGGCAAAGGCGCGAUGGUGCAAAUCUAUGGCAAGAACGUGGAAGAGUCUUGGAUCAAACUGGGCUGA